Messenger RNA from Leopardus geoffroyi (Geoffroy's cat), 1589 nucleotides. It is a transcript of the gene SERPINA3, whose product is annotated as serpin family A member 3. The record is from RefSeq and is a predicted model, not a curated record. Gene Ontology annotation, biological process: negative regulation of endopeptidase activity. Lineage: Eukaryota; Metazoa; Chordata; Mammalia; Carnivora; Felidae. Gene Ontology annotation, molecular function: serine-type endopeptidase inhibitor activity. The transcript is spliced from 5 exons. The coding region runs from base 16 to 1377 and encodes 453 amino acids.
UCUUUGCAGGGAUAAAUGUGUCAGCACCCACGAAAACCCAGCACUCCGGGCGGGCGGCUUUGGGAUCCGCCGACCACAUCCAGCUCAGAGGCAGAGUUGAGGGCAGUUGGAAUGUCACCCCUCUUGGCUUUGGGGCUCCUGGUGGCUGGGCUCUGCCCCACUGUCCGCUGCCUCCUGGGGGGCAGGCUUGGCCCCGAGAUAGCCACCCAGGAGGUGCAACACACUGGGCCGCCCUUGGACAGCCUCCGAUUGGCCUCCAGCAACACCGCCUUCACCUUCAGCCUCUACAAGCGGUUGGUUUCAAAGACCCCCAAUAAGAACGUCAUCUUCUCCCCGCUGAGCAUCUCCACCGCCUUGGCUUUCCUAUCCCUGGGGGCCCGCGGCACCACCCUCACGGAGAUCCUCGAAGGCCUCCAGUUCAACCUCACGGAGACCCCCGACACGGAAAUCCACCGGGGCUUCCGGCACCUUCUGCAGAGCCUCAGCCGGCCCAGCGACGAGCUACAGCUGAGCGUGGGCAACGCCAUAUUUGUCAGCGAGGGGCUGAAGCUGCUGGAGAAGUUCAGGGAAGAUGCCAGGGCGCUCUACGCCUCCGAGGCCUUCUCCACCGACUUCCAGGACUCGGCUGCCGCCGAGAAGCUUAUCAACGACUUCGUGAAGAAUAGGACCCAGGGGAAAAUCGUGGACUUGGUCAAGGACCUUGACCUGCACACAGCAAUGGUCCUGGUGAACUACAUCUUCCUUAAAGCCAAAUGGAAGACGCCCUUCGACCCCCACAAUACGUUCGAGGCGAAGUUCCACGUGAGCAAGAGGAGGAGGGUGACGGUGCCCAUGAUGGACCUCGAGGACGUGGAGGUGCCUUACUUCCGGGACGAGCGGCUGGCCUGCACCGUCGUGGAGCUCCAGUACGCCAGCAACGACAGCGCGCUCUUUGUUCUCCCCGACAAGGGCAGGAUGGAGGCCGUGGAGGCCGUGCUGCAACCAGAGACGCUGAGGGGGUGGAGACACUCACUGCGGCUGAGGUGGAUAGACAACCUGUACCUGCCCAAGUUUUCCAUCUCCAGCAGCUAUAAUCUGGAAGCCAUACUCCCCCAGCUGGGCGUGACAAAAGUCUUCACCAACCAGGCCGACCUGUCGGGAAUCACAGGGGAGAGGAACCUGGCAGUUUCCCAGGUGGUCCACAAGACCGUGCUCGACGUGACCGAGGUGGGCACGGAAGCAGCAGCGGCCACGGGAAGCAAAAUUAUGUUGAUGUCUGGAAAAAUUGGCCCACUGACCACUGUGAGUUUCAACAGACCGUUUCUGCUGUCCAUACUCAGCAAAGAUACCCAGGACAUCCUCUUUUGGGGCAAGGUCGCCAACCCCAAUCAAGCCUAGGGCCCCCCCUCUGAGGUGCCGGGCGCCCGGGUCUCCUCCAGACGCAGCCUGGCCUCUGUGCACCAAGGAGCCACAUGCCAGGCCCUGCCUGGCUCAUCCUUUAGACGGUGACAGUGACUUUGCCUGGUGGCUUCCACCUGCACAGGGAGCCUGUGGACUUUUUGAUCGGAGGCUCUGAGGCCUCCAGACAGCAAUAAACCACCUUUCUCGGA